ACCACCACGCAUCACCCCUGCGCCGCCAUCUCCACCGCUGGGCGCCCAUCCGGCGGGCCAGAGGCCGCGCCCGCGCGCUCGACUCCCCCCGUUCCCCUCUCCGUCCACCGCGCGACGCGCGGGGACCUGGCCGUGGCCUCCGCUCCUUCUUCCCGUCGCCCUCGCCUUAUUACCGCCUCCCGCGGCGACCGCGUGCCUCUUCUCCCGUCUCCUCCGCGCGCCCUCGCCUCUCUCUCUCGCUCGCUCUCUGGCCACAACCGCCCGCUGGUUUCCUUCUCCACGCUACGCAACGCGGAAACUUCCAGAAGCCAACACCUUUCUUCUUCUUCCUUCCGCCCUUCGUUUCUCUCCUUCCUCGCAGGCCGGAUAGGGGCACGACGGUGUCGCCGGCCCGGAUCUGCGCAGGCGGCGCCAUGGCCGCCGAGCAGGCCGCCGCCGCCACGGGAGGCGAGCCGCCUCCGGCCACGCCGCAGCCGGCGGAGGGCGUGACGGCGGCGGCGGGGCAGAGGUCGGUGCCCACCCCGUUCCUCACCAAGACGUACCAGCUGGUGGACGACCCGGCGGUGGACGACGUCAUCUCGUGGAACAACGACGGCUCCGCCUUCGUCGUGUGGCGCCCCGCCGAGUUCGCGCUCGACCUCCUGCCCAAGUACUUCAAGCACAACAACUUCUCCAGCUUCGUGCGGCAGCUCAACACCUACGGGUUCAGGAAGAUCGUGCCGGACCGGUGGGAGUUCGCCAACGACUGCUUCCGGCGAGGGGAGAAGCGGCUGCUCUGCGACAUACACCGCCGGAAGGUGACGCCGGCCACGGCCACGGGGGCGGCGGUCACGGUGGCUGCCGCCGCCGCCGCGGCCAUCCCGAUGGCGCUGCCCGUUGGCUCGCCGGUCUACUCGGGCGAGGAGCAGGUGCUGUCGUCGAGCUCGUCCCCGGAGCCCCCGCCGCUGCAGCCGCAGGCGGCAUCCGGCUCGGGCUCCGGCGGCGCGGCGUCCGGCGGCGACGCGGGCGAGGAGAACGACCGGCUGCGCCGCGAGAACGCGCGCCUCGCGCGGGAGCUCGGCCAGAUGAAGAAGCUCUGCAACAACAUCCUCCUCCUCAUGUCCAAGUACGCCGCCACCCAGCAGCUGGACGCCGCCAAGGCCGCGGCGGCGGGGAACUGCUCCGGCGAGUCGUCGGAGGCCGCCGCCACGCUGCCGUCGGUGCUGGAGCUCCUGCCCUCGUGCCGCGGCGGCCCCGCGCCCGCGGCCGCCCUGGAGCCGCCCGAGGCGGCGGCGGGGACGGAGCGCGAGCAGGACGACGACGACAAGGCCGGCGCGAGGCUGUUCGGCGUCUCCAUCGGUCGGAAGCGCGCGCGCGACGACACCAGCAACGGCCACGCCGGCGGCGCGGCGGCGGAGGUGAAGGCGGAGCCGGUGGACGCGCACCCCGACCACCACCUCCACCAGCUGCCACAGCUCAGGGAUGAUGAUCAUCAUCACGGCGGAACGGAGCCGCAGGCGUGGCCCAUCUACCGGCCCAGGCCCGUGUACCACCCGCUCCGGGCCUGCAACGGGUCGGCGGGCAGCGCCGGGACCGGGAGCGACCACGACGUGUCCAACUCCUCCAGGUGACACGUCGCCGCCGACGUUAGCCGUAAAUUACUACUACUGAUGCUAGUUUAUUGUGAUUGGUGGACGCUUUACAACAGGAAAGAGAGAUCUGAUCAGCUUGGGAUUUUACUGACCCCAUGCAAAUCUUUGGGAUUUUACUGUAGUAGUAUCUAUGUAUAGCAAGGCCACAUAGAACCUAGAGAUUAACUUAUGGAUCAGCUACAUUUUCUGCUCCUACUAGCUCUUAACCGUUCGGGCCCAGCCAACACAGCACAGCACGGAAUAA
Panicum virgatum (switchgrass) is the source of this 1875-nucleotide messenger RNA. RefSeq names its product heat stress transcription factor B-2b-like. Lineage: Eukaryota; Viridiplantae; Streptophyta; Magnoliopsida; Poales; Poaceae. Bases 414 to 1610 code for a protein of 398 amino acids. Gene Ontology annotation, biological process: regulation of transcription by RNA polymerase II. Gene Ontology annotation, molecular function: DNA-binding transcription factor activity; RNA polymerase II cis-regulatory region sequence-specific DNA binding. The record is from RefSeq and is a predicted model, not a curated record. The transcript has 2 exons. Gene Ontology annotation, cellular component: nucleus.